CACAAAUGCUUCCGGAUCCGCACGCGGCAUCAGACUUUGAUGUGAACCGCACGCCUGACUGAGACUGAUAUCUGUGCACUUCACUCCUUCACCAUACCACACCGCCGCCAAGCCAGCCACUACCACCUUCAUACCCCACUCGACGCGACUCAAAUCGAUCUACACCAUGUCUGAGGUCAAGCAGGAAGCUCAGCAGAAGCUCGCCGAGUCGACGCAGUCCGUUCCUCAAGGCACAGCAGCGCAGCAGAGCGACAAUGUUGCGCACGCCCUCGCUGGUGCUGGUGGAGGCCUGCUGUCCAUGGCCUUGACCUACCCCCUCAUUACUCUCUCGACACGCGCCCAGGUCGAGUCGAAGCGCGCACAGUCGUCGACGCUGGGAGCCGCACGCCGAAUCAUCAAGCGUGAGGGCAUCACAGGUCUGUACGCGGGCAUGGAUUCUGCGCUGUUCGGCAUCACCGUCACCAACUUCGUCUACUACUACUGGUACGAAUGGACCCGCGCCUUCUUCGAAAAAGCCGCGCUGAAAGCUGGCCGCCCCUCCAAGAAGCUCACCACCAUUGAAUCCAUGAUUGCCGGCGCCAUUGCGGGCUCUGCCACCGUGCUCCUCACAAACCCCAUCUGGGUCGUCAACACGCGCAUGACGACGCGCAAGUCUGAGUCUGACGAGCAAGCUUUGCCCGGCUCUGCCCCGGCCAAGGCGCCUUCGACCCUCGGCACGCUGCUCGCGCUGAUUCGCGAGGAGGGACCGUUGCGUCUGUUUGCGGGUGUCGCGCCCGCCCUGGUGCUCGUUAUCAACCCGAUUUUGCAGUACACGGUGUUUGAGCAGAUGAAGAAUUUCUUGGAGAAGAAGAGGAGGGUUACGCCCAAGGAUGCGUUUUAUCUUGGUGCGCUGGGCAAGCUGCUGGCGACUAGCAUCACCUACCCUUAUAUCACUGUGAAGAGCAGGAUGCAUGUUGCAGGCAAGGACGGACCGAGGGAGAGCAUGUUGACUACGUUUAAGAGGAUUAUCAGCGAGGAGGGGUACAGUGGGUUGUAUGGAGGUAUUGGACCCAAGGUCACCCAGAGCGUUAUCACCGCUGCUUUCUUGUUCGCGUUCAAGGACGUGUUGUAUGCCUACACCGUUCAGGCACGCAAGAAGCUCGCCCGCAAGUAAAUGCGCAACGCCAAACAUUAUCGAAGACGGUUUCGAGCACGCCAGCGAGCAACAUAACCAAGAACGUAGUGUACGAAGGUACGAGUGUCGACAUGGACAGCUGCUGUACAACAACGCAAUGUAGGAAAAGUUGAGAUUAUGUAUAUACCCUGGAUCUAAGUUCAUGUUUUGCUUUCACACUUCACAUUCGGCACUUUCUCUUCUCUGUUCAGUUGUUCGUGCUUGGCCUCUCUUGAUGAUCGGAUGUUUACCCGGGAUGCCGUUAGCAACCUCCCAUCUUCAUGCAGGUAUACAAUACAUUGCGGGGCACCUUUCCUAUUUACCCGCCACUCGACCUCAUAAAAGCAACGCGGACCAAGUCUUCCGUACCUCAC
Macroventuria anomochaeta is the source of this 1527-nucleotide messenger RNA. Its product is annotated as mitochondrial carrier. NCBI's taxonomy places the organism in Eukaryota, Fungi, Ascomycota, Dothideomycetes, Pleosporales, Didymellaceae. The coding region runs from base 167 to 1153 and encodes 328 amino acids. The record is from RefSeq and is a predicted model, not a curated record. Gene Ontology annotation, molecular function: NAD transmembrane transporter activity; FMN transmembrane transporter activity; coenzyme A transmembrane transporter activity. The transcript has 3 exons. Gene Ontology annotation, cellular component: peroxisomal membrane.